AUGAUCCAUUGCCAGCCAAUUUGCAGAGUGAGUGGACACGAUUCGCUGGGGAACUCACUGCUCUCAAUGAGCUUCGCAUUCCGCGACAAGUCUGCUCUACGCAACCGCAUCGAAUCGAGAUUCACGCAUUUUUCGAUGCAAGCGAGAUGGCCUACGGGGGGCUGCAUUUACAUACGUUCAACGAACAUCACGGGUGCAACUUCGGUUAAUUUGUUGUGUGCCAAGUCAAGAGUCGCGCCUGUGAAACCUCUCACGAUGCCUAAGUUGAAGUUAAAUGCUGCACAUUUUCUCACAAGGUUGGUAAAUAAUAUCAAGGCAGCCCUGGACGUGAACAUUGACUUUAUACAUUACUGGAGCGAUUCUACGAUCGUUCUCAGUUGGGUGAGAAUGGAACCACAUCGUCUUCAAACAUUCGUACGCAAUCGCGUGGCAGAUAUACAAACACAAUCUUCUGCGGACGCCUGGAAGCACGUUUCAUCCUCAGACAACCCGGCGGACCUGCUGUCUCGUGGAAUAGCACCUAAAUCAUUGGUUGACUCAAUGCUGUGGUGGCACGGACCAAUAUGGUUGGCGGAAGACGAAGAAUAA
Messenger RNA from Wasmannia auropunctata (little fire ant), 588 nucleotides. RefSeq lists its product as uncharacterized. The transcript has a single exon. Bases 1 to 588 code for a protein of 195 amino acids. Lineage: Eukaryota; Metazoa; Arthropoda; Insecta; Hymenoptera; Formicidae. The record is from RefSeq and is a predicted model, not a curated record.